Messenger RNA from Drosophila erecta, 1982 nucleotides. RefSeq lists its product as uncharacterized. NCBI's taxonomy places the organism in Eukaryota, Metazoa, Arthropoda, Insecta, Diptera, Drosophilidae. The record is from RefSeq and is a predicted model, not a curated record. The coding region runs from base 51 to 1982 and encodes 643 amino acids. The transcript is spliced from 3 exons.
UGACCAGGUGACCAGAGUCCUGUCGCCACUCCACCAGCGGCCAUUCAGUCAUGCGCCUCGCUAUCCUGUGGCUGUUCUCCAGCUGCCUCCUGCCGGCGGCUCAGAUUGGGCUGUGGGUCUGGGUGCGCGCAGAGGACUCUGGUCGGGAUCUGCUCCUCUCGCGGUUGGGCAGUGCGCAGUAUGGGCUCAACACCAGGCGCCUGGCGAAUGCCUCAAGUUAUCUGACCAGGAACUACAUUGCUGACAGGAUCAACACGCUGGUGGUGCGACAGAGCUGUGUGCAGUGUUCCCAGGAGCUGAACGACCGCCAGCGACAGCUGGUCGACCACAUCCUGGCCAGCCUCGCCCCGGACCUCAGUGUGCUGAUGCACAGGGGCACUGCCAAGGAGUCCUCCUGGGAGUAUACACUCUUCGUGGUCAACGACCACGCCGCCUACAGAGGCCAGGUCUUCAUGUUUCCGGACGAGCUGCUGGAGCGCGAGUUCUUCUACAUAGUGGUGGUGUCGGCAGUCCAAAGUGCCCGAUUCGUCAAUCAGACCGUUGAGUCCAUUGUGAAUUUCAAUCUGCAGAUGCAUUUCGUCAACGUGGUGGUGCUGGCGCAACUGGAGGACGGAACGGUGGCCGCCUACAGCUACAAGCUCUUCAAGCCCAACUGCAGGCCAGGCGUGAGGGUGCUGCGAAUCAAUCACUUCGACAGGAUCACCGGCGAGCCGCAGCAGAGUAUGCCGGACUUGUAUCCCGUGCGGAAGGGCCACCUGGGCGAUUGCCCCUUCAAUGUGGGCGCCACCCACCUGCCGCCCCACUUGAUCUACAAGCGGCACAAGGGUCCUCCGCCGGCCAGCAACGAGUCCGUUCCGGCCGAGGAUCUGUCCGGCAUCGACUGGGAUCUGCUCCAGCUGCUGGCCCAGGCGCUAAGGUUUCGCAUCCAGCUGUACAUGCCCCAAGAGCCCAGCCAGAUCUUCGGCGAGGGCAACGUUUCCGGCUGCUUCAAGCAGCUGGCAGACGGCGCCGUGUCGAUAGCCAUCGGCGGCUUGAGUGGCUCGGACAAGCGGCGCUCCCUCUUCUCCAAGUCCACCGUGUACCACCAGAGCCACUUCGUGAUGGUGGUGCGCCGGGAUCGGUACCUGGGUCGCUUUGGCCCGCUGAUCCUGCCGUUCCGGGGCAAAGUGUGGGGCGCCAUCAUCGCCAUCCUGCUGCUGGCCGUGCUGAGCACCUGUGCACUGAGAUCCCGCUUGCGCCUGAGCCAUCCAAUGGAGAAUCUGCUUGUGGUGAUUGUGGGCAAUCCGAUAGCCGAGCGCAGGCUGCCAGGCACAGGAUUCCUGCGCUACUUGCUGGCCAGCUGGCUGCUGCUCACCCUGGUGCUGCGCUGUGCCUAUCAGGCGCGGCUCUUCGACGUGCUCCGCCUCUCGCGCCACCGCCCACUGCCCGAGGAUCUCAGCGGCCUGGUCAGGGACAACUACACCAUGGUGGCGAACGGGUACCAUGACUUCUAUCCCGUGGAACUCACCAGCCGCCAGCCUCUGGACUUUGCCGCCCGAUUCGAGCGGGUUCAGGGCGCCGCUGCGGGCGAACGGUUGACCACGAUCGCGCUGGUCAGCAACCUGGCCUAUUGGAACCACAAGCAUCGGAACACCAGCCGCCUGACCUUCGUUCGCCAGCCCAUCUACAUGUACCACCUGGUCCUCUACUUCCCCAGGGGCUUCUUCCUCCGGCCAGCCGUCGAUCGCAAGAUCAAGCAGCUGCUGAGCGCCGGGGUGAUGGCCCACAUCGAAAGGCGGUACAUGCAGUACGAGGACAAGCGGAGUGUGGCCUCCAACGACCCCGUGCUCCUGCGCAGGAUCACCCGGAGCAUAAUGAACGGUGCCUACCGCAUCCACGGCCUGCUGACUCUCCUGGCCACCGGCGUGUUCCUCCUGGAAUUUCUGGCGGGGCGCAGCAAUGGUAGACUUAGGCGAUGCUUGGACUGGAUGCAUCAGCCGUAG